GCUGAUUGACCUGAUGAUAAUAAUAGGACGUUACUGGGUGAUGGAUAGAGCUUCACGCACCAACCACGCCGUCUCGACUGCUUGAUAUUUUUUCCAUCUAAGUAAAAGGCAACAAUUUAGAAGAUUGAACUGGAGAGAGAGAGAACAUUGUGGCGAUUAUUGUGGCGGGGAGGGGAUGGUGCUGUUGGAUAAAAAUACCUGGAUUAAGAGAAAAACGAUGGUGCCCAAGGAAGGGAACAGAGAGGCUGAAGCUCCCGGAAGAGAUCUUGUGAUCGCAGCGUGUCAGAUGAAAAAUAAAAAAAAAAUUUAGGUAACAGUGUUAGGGAGAGGUGAGCCGGGGGGGACGGGUCUGUGAUGAGAGAUCACAUCACCAGUUCCAGGCGAUUCGAGACCGGAUCGGAUCGGAUAAAGACUGGCAGCCGGGGACAGACAGGAGAUCCAAACCUCCCAGGAUCUGCCUGCAGACAGCCAGCCGGAGAGAAGUGAUCAGGGGGUCAGAUAAAGCAGCAACGGGAGACAACAGCAGCAUCCAGACGGAAGAGGCACACCGCAGCAUCAGCACUUACGCCGAAGAUCACAAUGUGACCGAUGACUAUUCAACUGGCCUUGUCUUUGACAGUGAAUCUACCUUCUCUGACAAAAAUCACGCCCGCAUCCAGUGUGUGUGCAGCUUUAUCUCACUGAGGCGUCAUCUAGAUGGUCGUCGAGGCUCCGCCGGCUUUGAACACAGAUAGAGAUAUUUAAAACAAAACGCUCUGUUGAUGAAAAUUACUAAAGGAUUAACACGUUCAGCAAAGUCAAGUGUAACCUUUGGAAACGAUAAAAGUCCAGCUUUGGUUUCUUUACUGGUGGUGAUGUUGAGACUCCCGUUCUGAUGUGCGGCCAGUGAUCCCAAACGGAAGGAUUGGCGCACUUAUCGCCAAGCAACUUUACGGUGGAAACUUUUCCUAAACAGCAUUUUUUUAGAGCAUAUAUUUUCUCUCCCAUGGAUCUGGAAACCACCAGGAUGGUGCCAGUAAUCAGACUGGUUAAGGAGAACGAGUUGCUGUGGAACAAGUUCCAUUCAGUGGGCACCGAGAUGAUAGUGACAGGCAGAGGAAGAUGUUUGUUCCCCCCUAUUGUCAUCACACUGCAUGGUUUAGAUCCAGAAAAGUCAUACACACUUAUGGUGGAUAUGGAGUCAAGCAGUGAUCAGCGCUACUCCUACACAGAGGAGCGGGGCUGGUGCCCAUCUGCUCCAGCUCGACAGCAGCAAUCAAGUGGAGUUUAUAUCCACUCAGAUACACCAGCCCUUGGAGCUGAGCUGAAUGACAAGCCCAUAACUUUUAAACUGCUCAAAAUCUGCACAACAAAUGGGACUGAUAACAAAGGAAUGAUUCCCUUGACUCCGAUGCACAAAUACAGACCCCGAAUUCAUUUGAUUCAGAAUGCUGAGCAACUGAAGUCUAAGCUUUGUUCAUGGACAUACUGCUUCCCAGAAACAGAAUUUAUAGCUGUGGGUCACUACCAUAGCAAAAAGGAUGUCCAUAACUCCAAAGCAUAUAGUCGGUUGGGAAUCCAAGCUAUUCAGGAUAACUUGAACUUGAGAUACUGGUCUUCAGACCUCAUUUCCUCAAUCAGCAGACUCUGUGAUGGCACGCUGGAAGUAGUGGUUGCCAUCAACAUCUGA
Molecule: messenger RNA, 1669 nt
Organism: Pristis pectinata (smalltooth sawfish)
Lineage: Eukaryota; Metazoa; Chordata; Chondrichthyes; Rhinopristiformes; Pristidae
Product: T-box transcription factor mls-1-like
Exons: 5
Coding region: 986-1669 (227 amino acids)
Biological process (GO): regulation of transcription by RNA polymerase II; positive regulation of DNA-templated transcription; cell fate specification
Cellular component (GO): nucleus
Molecular function (GO): RNA polymerase II cis-regulatory region sequence-specific DNA binding; DNA-binding transcription factor activity, RNA polymerase II-specific
Source: RefSeq, a predicted model, not a curated record